AUGUUUUUUACGAUCUUCUUGGGAUUGGUUUCAUUUUUAUUUUUAUUACACUGCUCUAUUAAGUACCGAAGAGUAACAAAAAUCCUUGAAGCACUUCCGGGACCAAAAGCAUAUCCAAUUAUAGGAAAUUUGCUUCGUUAUCAAAUUAAAAGUGAUAACCUUUUCGAAUUAAUUUAUAAAACGGACAAGGAGUAUUAUCCAAUUUACAAAAUAUGGACUUUUUUUACCACAACGGUAGUUUUACUUCAUCCAGAAGAUAUCGAGGUACUUAUGAGGAGUCCCAAACACAUAACAAAAAGUGUCUUUUAUAAAUUCUUAAAACCAUGGCUAUCGACCGGAUUGAUAACAAGUACAGGAGGCAAGUGGCAACAUCGAAGAAAAAUUUUGACUCCCGCUUUUCACUUUAAUAUUCUCAAACAUUUCGUAGUCACCUUAAAUGAAGAGGCACGUUAUCUUGUGUCAUCAUUGAAAGAACAAGGAAACGGAAAUCCAAUCAUUAAGAAUCUAGAGGAACUACUGACCGAGCAUACAUUAAAUGCGAUAUGUGAAACGGCUAUGGGUACCCCUUUGAAUGGAAAUGGCGAACUUGAGUCUAAAUAUCGCAAAACCGUUCAUAGUAUGCUCGGCAUUGUCCCAUACAGGAGUGUAAGACCUUGGUAUUUUUUUGACACCAUAUUUGCAUUAUCACCGAAAGGACGAUUACAAGAGAAACUAUUAGAAACGUUGCAUGGUUUUACGAAUAAAAUAAUUGCAGAAAGAAAACGUUUUCACGAAGAAACUAAUGGAAAAUAUUUAAAAAGUUUGGAAGAAAUUGACGAGAAUGUCGGUUUUUCCGAUGAAUACGAUGAAAAUUACAAAAAUCCGGUAUAUAAGAAAAAACUGGCUAUGUUAGAUUUACUGAUAGCAGCUUCUUGGAAUGGAAAUCAAAUCGAUGAUGAAGGAAUCAGAGAGGAAGUGGAUACAUUUAUGUUUGCGGGUAACCACACUACUGCAAUGGCAUUGGUUUUUCUUUUGAGUAUUAUUGCUAAAUACAAAGACGUUCAAGAACGUAUAAGAGAGGAAGUGAAUAGUGUUAUAAACAAAGAAAAUUCUAAAAUAACGAUGUCGAUGCUUGGAGAAUUUUCAUAUUUAGAAAGAUGUAUAAAAGAAUCUUUACGCUUAUACCCAAGUGUCCACUUUGUAUUUCGUUAUUUACACGAGGACAUGCAGUUAAAAAAAUAUUUAAUCCCAGCAGGUACAAACAUUCGAGUUAACAUCUUUCAUUUACACCGAAAUCCAGAAUUUUGGCCCAAUCCUGAUGUUUUCGAUCCUGAUAGAUUUUUACCAGAAAAUAUUAGCAAACGUAAUGCUUUCUGUUUUAUCCCAUUUAGUGCAGGAUUAAGAAACUGCAUUGGUCAAAAAUAUGCAAUGUUUGAAAUAAAACUAAUGGUUGCCCACAUAUUACAUAAUUUUUAUUUAGAACCAGUAGAGGAAUUGGACAACAUUAAAUUGAUAGGAAAUAUAAAUUUGCGACCGGAGAAACCACUUCAUAUCAAAUUUGUACCGAUAAAAUCAUAA
Polistes dominula (European paper wasp) is the source of this 1557-nucleotide messenger RNA. RefSeq names its product cytochrome P450 4C1. The record is from RefSeq and is a predicted model, not a curated record. NCBI's taxonomy places the organism in Eukaryota, Metazoa, Arthropoda, Insecta, Hymenoptera, Vespidae. Gene Ontology annotation, molecular function: heme binding; monooxygenase activity; iron ion binding.